AUGGCUCGCAAGAAGGUGACCCUGCAGUGGAUCGCCAACGACGCGACCAGGCGCGCCACCUUCAAGAAGCGGCGGAAGGGCCUGAUGAAGAAGGCGAGCGAGCUGGCGACGCUGUGCGACGUGGACGCCUGCGUCGUCGUGUACGGCGAAGGGGAGACCCAGCCGGAGGUGUGGCCCGACGUGGCGAAGGCGGCCGAGGUGCUGGCCCGGUUCAGGGCGAUGCCUGAGCUGGACCAAUGCAAAAAGAUGAUGGACAUGGAGGGGUUCCUGAAGCAGCGCAUCGACAAGCUAAAGGAGCAACUCCACAAGGCGCGGCGCGAGAACCACGAGCGCGAGGUCACGCUCCUCCUGCACGACGCCAUCGUGGGCCGCCGCCCGGGCCUCGCGGGCCUCUCCGUCGAGGACAUCGCGGGGCUCGGCUGGAUGGUGGAGAACCUCCUCGUCGGCGUCAAGGAAACCCUCGAGCGCCACCACCAGGUCCAGGCCGCCGCCGCUGGCGCUGGGAAGCAGCCGCAGGGUCAGCAGCAGGACAACGUCGUCGUCCCCCCGCUGACCCUGCAGCUGCAGAUGCCGCCUCAGGUGAGUCUGCAGACGCUGGUGCCCUACAGCAUCGGCGGCGGCCCCGCCGGGCAGACGGACGGCGUUGUUCAUCAUCAGGCGCCGCCAAACCCGAACCCGCAGCCGCAGCCAAAGCCGCAGGCCAGCUGGCUGAUGGAAGUGGCCAGGGCCGGAGGGGACCUCGGCGCGCUCGUCUACAGCGGCUUCGGUGGUGGGCGCGGGAGCUUCGGAGGCUCCGCCGGCGCCGGCACCAGCACCAGCGCUGCGGUGGCAGACAUGCUGCCGCCUCAUCUGGGCAAUUUUGGAGCCGGAUUUGGGUGGCCUGAUGCUGCUGGCCCUUCUCAUUUCCCUCCUCCGAUGUAA
Messenger RNA from Miscanthus lutarioriparius, 921 nucleotides. The record is from the annotation of a GenBank genome assembly. NCBI's taxonomy places the organism in Eukaryota, Viridiplantae, Streptophyta, Magnoliopsida, Poales, Poaceae.